CCUUUGAAGUUGAUGCUAGUGGUAUUGUUCAUUGGAUACCACGUAAUCGUCCUCGGCCUUUAUCAUAUCGUAGUCAAAUACAGUAUAGAAUUGCUGUAUUUGGUGGUGUGUGGUACAACAGCCGGUCAAAUCUUGUGUUUAUUCGUGAACGAACCAAAUGCAUCAACUUUUGUACGAUAUUUACAACAAGCAUUUUAUAAUCAUUUCCGAUCCAUAACAAAUUAUUACUUUAUACAUGAUCGUCCUACCUGGACACAUAUAUCAACAGCACAUAGCUGGUUGCAUAGGCAUCCAAUUAUUUGUUUAGAAGAAUAUUCUGCUGCAAGUCCUGAUUUAAAUGCUACUGAAUCCGUCUGGUCAUGGAUGAAUCAUUUUGUUCAACAGGGCUGUCCAAAUUCUCAAAGACGACUUGAACAAUUAGUAACUGAUGCUUGGCAUCGGAUUCCACAAACUGUAAUACGUGGUUAUAUUCAUCAUAUCCAAGAUAUGUGUGAUCAAGUUGUAUCAAAUCAGGGUUGGGCACGUGUAGGAUGA
This is a messenger RNA of Didymodactylos carnosus, 534 nucleotides long. NCBI's taxonomy places the organism in Eukaryota, Metazoa, Rotifera, Eurotatoria, Philodinida, Philodinidae. The record is from the annotation of a GenBank genome assembly.